AUGUUCAAUUUCUCUUCGUUUCUGCUCUCCCUCCGCCGUCAAUUGAUGAGCACAUCUUUCACAAAGGUCGAUAAGGGCGCGCCAACACCCAAGAAAGGAGACGUUGUCGAAUAUUGGCUCAAACACAUAAAAGGUGCCUCAAAACGACAGCAAGCCACGUCCCGGUUCGUUGGGAAGCACGCUUCAGUAAUAUCGCACGUUGACCACAAUGCACGUAUGGUCUGGUUACACUGUGUCUCCCGCAACCAUCCAGCGAACCCACCAUGGCAACAACCCGCGAGAUGGUACCACUUCGCCUUUGGCGCUCUCAGCCUUCGGCCGCACAUCGUUCCCUUCGAACGCCUUAGCCUGCCUUUCAGAAAUGUGGGGAAAUUCUCGACGGCCCAAUUAAUCAGAGACUCCGACGCGUACGGAUUGUUAGGCAGUUUGUAUGGUUGGAAAAUCGGCAAGAUCGAGCCGAAAGAAAUUGAGUCAACGACAUCAACUCGGAUUGCGACGACGACGACGCCGGCGAAGACGACAGCGAAGGAACCUAAGAAGGUGAAGGCGGUGAAAAAGAUGGAGGCGGCAAACGUGAAGCGAGAGAAGAAGGCGAAGCGAGCGAAGACCGUGGAAAAGGCGAAAGCAGCGAAGGUGAAGGCGGAGGCGACGACGAAGGCAAAGGCGGCAAAGGAGGCGACGAAGGCAAAGGCGGCAAAGGAGGCGACGAAGGCAAAGGCGGCAAAGGAGGCGACGAAGGCAAAGGCGACGACGAAGUAA
Laccaria bicolor S238N-H82 is the source of this 759-nucleotide messenger RNA. RefSeq lists its product as uncharacterized. NCBI's taxonomy places the organism in Eukaryota, Fungi, Basidiomycota, Agaricomycetes, Agaricales, Hydnangiaceae. The transcript is spliced from 3 exons. Bases 1 to 759 code for a protein of 252 amino acids. The record is from RefSeq and is a predicted model, not a curated record.